CCGUUUGUUUUUACAUUCUCCGAUCGCAACAGCGGCGCUCCUCUCUGCUCCGCCGUCUUCGCUAACCACUCCUCCUCAAAACCACAAGGAAAACUCUUGGAUUGGUCCUCGUUAAGUUGCUGGAGAAGAAUUCUAGUUGAGAGGGAAGCUUCCAAUUCUAGACGGUAGGAUAAAGUGUGAUGGCCUUGCUGUUUAAGGAUCCAAACAAGAUUUCAGCAUAUCGUGAUCGAAGGUUUCCAGGAACACAAGAAGAAUAUGAGCAUGCGCUCCAAACCUCAACAACUGUCUAUAUUGGCAACAUGUCUUUCUAUACCACCGAAGAGCAACUUUAUGAGCUGUUUUCACGAGCAGGAGAGAUAAAAAAGAUUGUUAUGGGUUUGGAUAAGAACACAAAAACGCCUUGUGGCUUCUGCUUUAUCAUGUACUACUCUAGAGAAGAUACUGAGGAUUCAGUGAAAUACAUAAGCGGGACUAUUCUUGAUGAUCGUCCUAUUCGUGUAGAUUUUGAUUGGGGAUUCCAGGAUGGAAGGCAAUGGGGUCGUGGUCGAAGUGGUGGGCAGGUGAGGGAUGAAUAUCGCACGGAUUAUGAUCCUGAUAGAGGUGGUUACGGAAAAUUAGUGCAGAAAGAGUUAGAAGAACAAAGGCAGGUAGUAGAUUAUGGGGUUGGGUCAUUGGGAUCUUUCCAGCCACCUCCUAUGGCUCCCAACUAUGGAAGACAUGGAGGAGGUGGUCAUGGUUACGGGGGCUCCCAACGACAUGGCAGAGGAGAUUAUCGGAAGAGAUACCGCGAUGAUGACCGGCGUGGCCCAGAUGUCUCAAAGAGGAAUUCUGAACAUGAAUCUCGAAGAAACCCUGAUAAUGAUUCGAGACAGGAGAAAAAUCCACGUUUUCGUGAGCAUGGUGACUCUGAUGAGGAGGACGAUGACCGGAAACGACAGAAAUAACUUGAAUUCAAUUUUAUGAAUUAUCAUCAUUCUCGGUAAAACAUCUCUUUUAUGUACAAUGUUGUUGUUGAGAUUUAUUUCCGAUACCAAUAGUUUUAGCAAAAAAUAUAAUUUUAAUUUAAUUUAUGCUUCCGAUGGAAUUGUUAAUACGAACCAUUGGCCUCUUUUUUGGUUCAAAAUUACCUGUUGCUUUAGUACAAUUCCAAGAACGUGAAUUAAAUUUUUGGUGAGAAACAUUUGGUUGAUGAAA
Molecule: messenger RNA, 1194 nt
Organism: Cynara cardunculus var. scolymus (artichoke)
Lineage: Eukaryota; Viridiplantae; Streptophyta; Magnoliopsida; Asterales; Asteraceae
Product: nuclear cap-binding protein subunit 2
Exons: 10
Coding region: 180-944 (254 amino acids)
Biological process (GO): mRNA cis splicing, via spliceosome
Cellular component (GO): nuclear cap binding complex
Molecular function (GO): RNA cap binding
Source: RefSeq, a predicted model, not a curated record